AUGGACCAUGGAGACCGCACAUGGACCAUGGAGACCGCACAUGGACCAUGGAGACCGCACAUGGACCAUGGAGCACUGUACUUACACCUCCUUCUUGCCUCAGGUUUCCCUCGUCCCGGCUUCAAAAACUUCACGUUUGUUGCGAUUGCCAAGACAUGGGCGGAGUCUCGGAGCUACUGUCGACAGCACCACACAGACCUGGCCAUGAUCCAAGACCAGAGCGAGAACUCUGCGGUCUUAGCCAUCUCGUCCACGUACCAGGUGUGGGUGGGUCUGUACCGAGAGCCCUGGAGGUGGUCCGACGGCAGCACCAGCUCCUUCACCAACUGGAUGAACGUCCAACCAGGAAACUCCCGGGGAAUCGAGCACUGUGUCCUGGAAAACAUAUACCAUCAGUGGAACGAUGGUGUUUGUUCUCAAACUUAUCCCUUCUUCUGUCAGAGAGAGUUUACACAUGCUGAAAAACGUAAUGGAAAGGUUCUACUCGUGAACAUGAAGGUCCAGAGUGGAACAGACCUGUCGCAGCCUGAAGUUUGGACUCAGAUGCUUCAGAAGAUCAAAGAGACGCUGCUGCAGUCGGGACUUUCGGACCUGAGGGUUCAGUGGAACAACGCCCCGAAGGCUGUUUGA
Messenger RNA from Knipowitschia caucasica, 630 nucleotides. The record is from the annotation of a GenBank genome assembly. NCBI's taxonomy places the organism in Eukaryota, Metazoa, Chordata, Actinopteri, Gobiiformes, Gobiidae.